Messenger RNA from Sporothrix schenckii 1099-18, 2259 nucleotides. Its product is annotated as homeobox protein cut. Gene Ontology annotation, biological process: intra-Golgi vesicle-mediated transport. Bases 1 to 2259 code for a protein of 752 amino acids. Lineage: Eukaryota; Fungi; Ascomycota; Sordariomycetes; Ophiostomatales; Ophiostomataceae. Gene Ontology annotation, cellular component: Golgi membrane. The record is from RefSeq and is a predicted model, not a curated record. The transcript has 2 exons.
AUGGCCGACGCAGCAGCCGUGGCAGGUUCGCCUGUGCCGGGCGGAGAUGGAGCCGGAUCCGGAUCCCAUACUACAGUGACGGGGUCUGGUGCGGAGAAUAAGUUCCAGGGAGCCAUCUCGGCAUGGCGGAAAGUCGACCUGACGACGCUUGUUUCGAGUCUCGACAAUACUGCAUCCGAAAUUGUUGCGUACCAGCGCGACUCGACCGUGCAGCGCAAGGACCUUGCGCAGAAGACAAAAGAUUUCCGCAAGAUGGACGACACGACGAAGCUGUCCGAGAUCAAGGGUCUGCUCAAGGCCUACCAGACAUUCAUCGACCUGAUAACGAACCACUCCAAGUCUGUCAACUCGGCCUUCAUCCAGGCGUACAAUUCGCUCUCCGAGGUGCCGGACCCGUACCCACUGCUCGAGGCGUCGGUCGACUCCAUGCUGGUCGCCGAGGAUACGCUGCCCAAGCUCACCGAGGAGAAUGGCCACCUGCAGAGCACCGUGACAAAGCUCACGUCGCAGCUGGACGAGACCGAGUCGAAGCUGCAGAUGGAGCUGACGGCCCGCAAGCAGCUUGAGGACAACCUGGAGAGCAAAGUCAAGGACGUGGAGCAGUCGUGGACCGCGGUGCUCGACGAGAAGAAGGAGAACUGGGAGGCCAAGGAAAAGGCUUUUGAGGAGAAGAUCGAGACGCAGGACCGGUUGCUUAGCGAGAUCAAGGCCAGCUACGAGGUCAACCAGCGCCUGGGCCAUGCCAAGGAGGCAGGCGAGGAGGGCCAGCGGCCGUACGUGACGAGCGCCGAGCUGGAGAUGGUCAACUCGGACCUCGAGCGGACGUCGGCGCGGCUGGCCGACGUGGAGGCGCGCAACGAGCAGCUGCUGACAGAGCUCGCACAGGCCAAGUCAGCGGUGCCCGACCAGGCCAAGGCCGUCGAGGACGACCCGGCGUACCUGCAAGUGCUCUCACAAAACGCAUCGCUCGUGCGCAAGCUGGAUGCCAACCGGGUGGAGAAGGAGGGCCUCAAGCGCGACCUGGACACAAGAUUGCGCGGGCUCGAGCGGGAGAUCGGUCUCCUGCGCGAGGAGCGCGACACGCUCAAGACCAAGGUGCAGAAGUGGAGCGACUACGAAGACGUCAAGCAGGAGCUCGAGGUGCUGAAGAGCAUCGAGUUUUCGACGGGCGACGACGACGAUGCGAACCUGGGCGGCAGCAUGGGUGCCCGUAACAAGGGCAAUGGCGACACUCUGGAGCAGCUGCUUCUGGCGCGCAACAAGAAGCUUACCGAAGAGGCGACCAUUCUGCGGGUGUCGCACCAGGACCUCCAGUCGCGCCUCACGAAGCUGGAAGACGACCUGUCGCGGCGGAACGCCGACGUCGAGCGGCUACAGAAGCUGACCGAGAAGCUCGAAAACGACCUGGCCACGGUCGAGGCCGAGGCUCCCAAUGCCUUCCCCUCCGGUGCCUCUGUGGCCGGCACCUACGUUAGCCGGUACACGCCCACGAUUGGUGGACGCCGUGCCGGGGGACGCUCCACGUCACCGACGUCGUCGAUUAUCAGCGGCUUCAGCCCCCACGGCUCGGGCGGUGGUGAGCCCAUGGGUGGCGGAUCGGGCAUUCUGCCCAUGAUUACGGCACAGCGCGACCGGUUCAAGGCCCGGAUCACGCAGCUGGAGCAGGAGCUGGCCGACGAGCGUCGGGUCGUGUCGCAGCUGCGCCAAGAGGUGGCCGCGCUGCAGAGAGACAACCUCAACCUCUACGAAAAGACACGCUACAUGUCGAGCUACAACCGUGGCGGCGGUGGCGCCAGCUCGUCGUCGGCCUCGGCGUAUGCCACCAACCCGAACCCGUCGACGGUGUCGAUUGGCGGUGGCAACGGGUCGGGUGCGUCGCUCGACCGGUACCGCAAGGCCUACGAGAGCAACCUGUCGCCGUUCCAGGCAUUCCGCGGCCGCGAGUCAGCGCGGGCAUACCGGCGACUGUCGUACCCGGAGCGGAUUGUCUACUCAAUCACGCGUAUGGUGUUGUCCAGCCGCACAAGCCGCAACCUGUUUGCGGCAUACUGCGUGGCUCUCCACCUAGUGGUGUUCCUGUCACUGUACUGGAUGAGUGGCAUGGACAGCGCCCAACACGCGAGCAACUUUGGGCACGACGCAGCCAUGGCGGCGGCGGCAGGUGGCAGCGGAGCAGCGGCGGCGGCACCAGCAGGAGCGGCUGGCGAUGGAGGCGCCAGUUCACAUGGAGACUGGCAGGAAGAAGGCUUUAGUCACUGA